Bathycoccus prasinos is the source of this 1641-nucleotide messenger RNA. Its product is annotated as T-complex protein 1 subunit theta. The record is from RefSeq and is a predicted model, not a curated record. Gene Ontology annotation, cellular component: chaperonin-containing T-complex. Gene Ontology annotation, biological process: protein folding. The transcript is spliced from 2 exons. Gene Ontology annotation, molecular function: ATP-dependent protein folding chaperone; ATP binding; ATP hydrolysis activity. Bases 1 to 1641 code for a protein of 546 amino acids. Lineage: Eukaryota; Viridiplantae; Chlorophyta; Mamiellophyceae; Mamiellales; Bathycoccaceae.
AUGUCGGCUGGAAUGCCGUACGGGCUCCAAGCCAUGCUGAAGGAUGGUCACAAGCACUUAUCCGGCCUGGACGAAGCGGUGAUUAAAAACAUCGAAGCGUGCCGAGAGCUUUCGAAAAUCGCGAGAACGAGUCUCGGCCCGAACGGCAUGAACAAGAUGGUCAUCAACCAUCUGGAAAAAUUAUUCGUGACGUCGGAUACGGCGGUGAUCGUGAGAGAGUUAGAAGUGGCACACCCAGCGGCGAGAGUCGUGGUGAUGGCUGCGGAAGCGCAGGAGAGGGAAGUCGGGGACGGGACGAACUUUGUGGUGUCGUUUGCCGGGGAGUUGUUGAGUCUCGCCGAGGAGUUGAUUCGGGACGGGUUGCACCCGAGCGAGAUCAGAGACGGGUAUCAGAAAGCGUUGGAGAAGUGUUUGGAGUGGUUGAAUGAGGAGUUAGCUAUUGAAGGGACGGAGACGAUGGAUGUGAGAGAUAAAGUGGCCGUGGCGAAACGGUUGAAAGGGACGUUGAGUUCGAAACAGAGCGGGUACGAGGAACAGUUGGCGAGUAUCGUCGCCGAGGCGUGCGUGGACGUGUGCCCGAAGAAGAACGCGAAGAAUUUUAACGUGGAAGACGUGAGGACGGCAAAAAUUGUCGGCGGAAACAUUAACGACGUGCAAACGAUUCACGGGAUGGUCAUACGGAGAAACGUGGAAGGGUCCGUCCGACACGUAGAAAACGCCAAGGUGGCCGUGUUUGGGUGCGCCGUGGACACGCAAGCCACGGAGACGAAAGGCACGGUUUUGAUUCAAAGCGGUAAAGAUUUAGAGGAAUAUUCUAAAGGCGAGGAGCUGCAAGUGGAGAAGUACAUCGACGAAAUCGUCGAAAGUGGCUGUAAAGUCGUGUUCACCGGUCAAUCUUUCGGCGAUUUGGCGUUGCACUUUUUAGAGCGCAAGAAAAUUAUGGCGGUGAAAAUCCCCUCAAAAUUUGAAUUACGAAGAGUCUGUAAAGCGACCAACGCGACGACGUUGAUUAAACUAGGCAAACCUAAACCGGACGAGUUAGGGUACGCGUCGAAAAUCGACGUCGUGGAAAUCGGCGACUCGAAAGUGUUGGUUUUAAAACAAGACGAUGCCUCUCGCGUGAGCACCAUCAUCUUGAGAGGCGCCACGGCGAACGCGAUGGACGAUUUAGAACGCGCCAUGGACGACGGCAUCAACGCGUACAAAGCGUUAAUGAGAGACUCGCGAGCGGUUGCUGCCGGAGGUGCGACUGAAAUCGCUCUCGCCAAACGCCUCAGCGACUACGCGAAAACCCAAACCGGCUUGGACCAAUACGCCAUCCAAAAAUUCGCGCAAGCUUUAGAACUCGUCCCGAGAACCUUAGCCGAAAACGCCGGCUUAGACGCCACCAGCGUCAUCGCCUCUUUAUACGCCGCGCACAGUAGUAGUAACAAAAAUAACAAUAGAAUGGGCGUGGACGUUUCCGGCGACCAGGAAACGGUCGAUCUCUGCGAAUCCGCCGGGAUCGUCGAUUUGUUGGAAGUCAAACACUGGGCGCUCAAGCUCGCCGUGGACGCCGCCAGAACCGUGUUGCGCGUAGACCAAAUCAUCAUGAGCAAACAAGCCGGAGGCCCGGGGCCGAACGACGCCAGAGCUGGUUAA